This is a messenger RNA of Brassica rapa (field mustard), 5992 nucleotides long. RefSeq lists its product as uncharacterized. Lineage: Eukaryota; Viridiplantae; Streptophyta; Magnoliopsida; Brassicales; Brassicaceae. The record is from RefSeq and is a predicted model, not a curated record. Gene Ontology annotation, molecular function: phosphoric diester hydrolase activity. Gene Ontology annotation, biological process: lipid metabolic process.
UGUUAUAAAUUAUAUAUCUCCAAUAUUCGUAAUGGCAGAUUAUUUAUUAAAUUCUAUUUUCUGUUUAUCUUUUAUUUAAAGGGCGUAAAGUUUGAAUUAAAAUCUUAUUUAGUAAUAAUCCAACUAUCAUUAGUCAAAUUGGAUUUAAAAUCAAUCACGUAAUCACUCACUUCUUCCAAUUGUAGAUUGAAAAGAAUAUCAGUGGUAUUGAAAGCAUUAGAAACAUUCACAAUACAUAAAACAUAAAUAAAAUAACAAUACCCGAUAAACAUCAUACAUUAUUAACAAUUUAUACAUUAAAUAAUAUGACGAAAAACAAGAAUAAUAAAUUACAAAACAUGUGUUACUCAUCCUACUAUAUAAAAGAAGCUAUUUUUAGAGCUUCUAAGGGGUGCCACAUCAGAUGAAAUAUUCCUGACCAAUUAAAGUGACAUGUCAUACUUAUGUUUGUGUGUGUAUUCUUUACGCCGACGUCAUGUUUUCUGCCACGUCAAACACCUUCUCUUUCUUCGAGCGUAGUCUUCUUAGUGUCCUAUAUUCCACCAUCGAUCUCAGAACCCAUGUGUAACGCUAUCGUUCCUCAUUGAAGCCACUUGACAACGUCUCUCCAUUACCUACCUCUCUGUCCAGCUCUCCCACUAUGUCGACUUUAAUAACCCAUUUCUCAACUUCCAUCAAAAAUCUCUAAUUCCUGAGACUAUAAAUAGGAGAGAUGAGAACCUCUAGAAAUCUCUCUGCUUCACGAGAUUCAAUCAUAUUCCUUCUUUACUACACACAAUUUGCAACGGUGGUGUUAUCCCAUAUAUUUCUUUACGAUUUGAAAAUUUGACAGUAGUCCUCAGAUGGUGGUGCCACGUUUCAUGGGUUUAUGGAAAGCACGUAAUGUCGCAGAAGAAAAGCUGAGACGAGUCAAAAGGUGGAGUUUUCAUGUCCCCUCAAUGAUAUAAUUUAAUUUUAUUAUGUUUUUUCUCUAAUAUUUGUUCCAGUUCCUUAAGAACUUUUCAUGUCCCCUCAAUGAUAUAAUUUAAUUUUAUUAUGUUUUUUCUCUAAUAUUUGUUCCAGUUCCUUAAGAACAUUAUGUUGUGUGGGCUUAAGAAACUAAAAUUUUGAUCUGCUAUUGCCUUUUGAAAUGACAUACCCUAUUGGUCAGCGUUAGAUUUGAAAGUCUGGGCACUUCUUUUGUUUUAUUUCUAUGUUUGUUCGUGUAUUGUGUCUUUUUGAUUAUGUUCUCUUAGAUUGUUUCUACAAAACCUUUGUUUCUCUUUUAGCUUCCUGUUGAACAUAGUUGAGCAACCAUAUCUUCUUUUGUUUGCUGUUGAAAUCAUUAUAGACUCAUUGCAAGUGUUCUUAAAGUAAUGUUUUUAUUACCCCUCUCCCAGGUAUCUACAGAGCAAGUAACUCCAGAGUGAUCAGAGACAGAAGUAGGAGACAAAGAAGAGGUGACAUUAACGGAUCAGAGAGACUGACGAGAACAAUCAACAGACGACAGACUGUAAAACCCGGAAGGGUCCAAAACUCUGCCGUGUCCAAGAUGCAAGAGCAUGGACACUAAGUUCUGUUAUUACAACAACAUAAACCAGCCUCGCCAUUACUGCAAAGCCUAUCAGAGAUAGUGGACUGUCCACGGGACUAUGAGGACUGUACAUGAGGGUGCAGAAAGGUGCAUGAAGCCGCUACAACAAAAUUUUAUCCUCUUAUUACCGUCACAUGACAAUCUCCGAAGCUCUAGAGGCUGCAAGGUUUGUUCAGAAAAUACAUACCAACACUCGAGUCCUGAGUUUUGGUGUAGAGAAUGUAUUGCUUUAGCGGCUCAUCUGUGACCACUUCUAUCAAUCACUCACUACAAAUAGUUUAAAUUAACGAGACGAUUCCCGAAACUCAUGUGCAUGAUCAUCAUAUCGUCUAUCAUUGUCUAAUUUGGGUUAUUCCUCCUUCACCAUUUCCUUCAUGCACGUAAAAACAAAUAUAUAUAUAUAUUCUCUUACAUAUAACUAAAAACCAAGAAUAAAAAUAUAAAAAUAAAAUAUAAAUUUUAAUCCGUUGUGAUAAAAUCCAUUAUUUUCAUCAAAACUAAGUAACUAUGAUAAAAAAAAGCAAUUAGAUCGUAAUUAUUUUCUCUUUCAGAUAAAUGCAUACUUCAAUUUUGUAAAACGUCAUAAAGUUUUUCUCUCAUGUUAUAACUGUUAUAAGUUCUACACAAUUAGCAUAUAACCCAAACAUAUUGGAAUAUAUGUUAGCAUCUUCUAUAAAUUAGUUACUUAAGUAAUUUAAAUAAUUUAUUUUAUUAUUUUUAAGUUAAACAUCUACAGUCUUAUGAAUUAAUACAAGAAAUAGAAAAUUAUACACUAUUUUGAAUAUAUAUUUUCAUAAUUUUUGUAGAAAUUCAUUAGAGUUUUGAAAAUUUCUAAAUUAAUAAUACAUUUUCCUAUCAAAUUAUUAAAUAGUUUUAUUUGAUUUUCAAAUAUAAUAACAUAAUUAUGAUUCAAACAAACGUGUAUAUUUAUAAGGAAUAAUAGUUACUUUUUUUUUACAGUAAACAUUCACAAACUCAUGUUGACUCUGUAAACCAAAGUGGUAGUUCUGCAUCCAUAUGUACGACGAAAGACGGUUGUUUCCGAGCACUAAUGAAUAAUAGUUACUAUGAUGAGGUUUUCAUGCUGAUUACCUAAUUUAAAGUAAUUUAUUAAUAAUGAGUCUGCUAUUUUUCCAUAGUUUUUUUUUCAAACUGGUAUUUUUACAUAGUUUAAAUUAGCAAUUUAAAAAAAAAAAAUAGUGUCACUAGAUUCAUUAAACUAACGUACAAAAGAGAAAAUAAUAUAUGUUACUGUGUUCUAUAGAAUCGACUACUGUUUAAAAAUAAUUUAUUAUAUUUACUACUAAAAUCAAGAUAAAAAAUAUUUAAAUGGUCAAAUAAUUAUAUUUUCUUAUUUUUAAUGGUAAAAAUGGUUUGUAUAGAAAUAAUACUAAAACAAAUAGUAAAAAUUAUGGUAAAAAUAAAAAAAAGUUAUUUUUAUUUUUCUUGAGAAUAAAAUAAAUAUUUAAGGUUUAUUUAUAUUAUUUUGUUUGUUGCUUUCCCGCCCGAAGGGCGGGUUGGAUCCUAGUAUAGUAUAAUGACAAAUAAAUAUGUAUUAAGAUAAAAUCAUUUUAAUUUUACUGAACUAAAUAUAAAAUAAACUUAACCGUGAUAUUAUCUCUAAAAUUUGUUAAUAUUUAUUUAUUUACUAUCCCAAAUAUUUAUAUUGAUAAAUUAUAAUCUAAAGCAUUAAAAUUGUUUAUUAAAAAUGAUGAAUCGCCUUAAAAUUAUGGAUAACAUGAUAAAUCAGAAAAAUUAAUUCUGAAAAAUAGUAUUGAUUGAUUGAUAUCAGCCGAAAAUGUAAUAUGCAAAGACAAUUGGGAUGAAAAGAGGGACAGUUUCUGUGUAGCCCAGUCUGAUCAGAGCUGCUCCGUUUAGCAAAAUGGACUGCUGCUUCGAGUUUUGAUAUUUCUAUAGAACCAUGCACUGGUCAGAAGCCGACGUCGACAAUGUUUGGCUCCUAACAAAAUUAUUUUUGGCCCAAUAUUAAUUGAAUUUUGUUUUAAAAAGAAAAGCAAAUUUAUAAGUGGGAAAAUCCAAAUCAUUUUGGAGAAGACAUAUCUAUUGAAUUAGUUUAUCUCAAAGCCUGAAAAAUGUAUACUCGAAUAUUGAUCAAUUCAUUCAAUUUUUUUUUUUGUCGUCAACGAUUUAAUCAAGACUCGCUUAACUAAAUUUGGGACUUUGCGUUUAUAUGGACAAUGUAAGAUGACUGAUUUCGAACAUCUCAUGCAAACUUAUCCGUCAUUGUAUUUUAAAUCAUGGGUACAUGCAUAAUCUCAAACAUAUUGAAACUUUCCUUCAUUUGUUAUAUUUCUUUUGAUUCUAAAACUAUUUUCACCAAUCAAGAAUAAUAUGUAGUAAAAAUCACAUGAAAUUAUCUGAAAUUUUCAUCAUCCAAAUGAGAACUUUAAACUUGGGGUGUAAGAGUGAGAGGCCAGAUCUUGUAUUUCUUGUUUCUAUCAAACCAUCAAAACAUUGUAGUGUACUAUACCAAUUUUGUCAUCCAAACAUGUCUUUGUCCUUUCAAGAUUCAUCCGUAAGAUUUAGGUGGUGUGCUUUGGUUUCCUCUUCCCUAGUGAUUGAGGUUUAUGUUCCAUGUUCCACUGUUGCUAUAUGUGCUUCACUCUAUAGUGUCGUUUCUGUUUAUGCAAAGUGCAAAAUAUCUCUAAGAUAUUUGUCGAUACUGUUAAAGAUCUUAUCAAUAUCUACUAUAAUAUCGAAGCAAGUAAUGAUUAUCAAUAUCUAAAACAAGUAGUCCAUGUUGACCAAGACCAUUAUAAACAGGAAAUCAUUAAAAUAAGAACAAACAAAGGUUUAUUUGAGAAAGUUGGAUUAUACAUUUAUUUAUAUACACCAACAACUUCAUAUAUUCUAUAUGGGGUUUAGAAGACCAAAGUUUUUAAAGACGGAGUGUUGGUCAACUUUUAGAUAAGCCAAUCGUUAGGCUGAGAAGCCAAACACAAAGAGGCAACAAAGAAAAUUGUCAUUUUUUAUAAGACAUUCACGCCAUUCCAUUUUUAUUACUGACGACCCAAGACAAAGUUCUUAUCUCUCAUUUUCUCUCAAACAUGGAUUUUUUCAAAAAUUUGGCAGACUCUUUUGUAAAAGAAGUGGUCGAUCCAACGGUAUCUUUUGCAGAAGAUUCUGCAAGAACUGUCGCAGGAGAAGUGGUCGAUCCAACAGUAUCUUUUGCAGAAGAUUCUGCAAGAACUGUUGUAAGAGAAGUGGUAGAUCCAACAGUAGCUUUUGUAGAAGAUUCUGCAAAAACUGUUGUAAGAGAAGUGGUAGAUCCGACAGUGGCUUUUGUAGAAGAUUCUGCAAAAACUGUUGUAAGAGAAGUGGUAGAUCCGACAGUGGCUUUUGUAGAAGAUUCUGCAAGAACUGUUGUAAGAGAAGUGAUAGAUCCGGCCGUCGCGUUCAUUGAAACCCAGUUCCAGCGGCCACGAGACGUCAUUGAGCAAGAAAAAAUCCUAGACAAUCUCCUUGCAUCCAACGGUUCACGUUUCCCUGGCGACGACUACCAUUCCCCCGACCGGAAAAACUGGAUGUCCCUUCUCUCCUGUGAGAAACUGACUCUUAACAAGAUCGUAUGGCCAGGAACGCACGACUCAGCCACGAACGGAAUCGGUAUAGAUGUGGUAACUCGUCCCUUGGGUGAGUGCCAAACGCUCUCCAUCUACGAGCAGCUAGUUCGUGGAACACGACUCCUCGACGUCCGUGUACAAGAGGAUCGCCAUAUCUGCCACGGGAUCUUGGCGUCAUACAACGUGGACUUCGCCAUCGACGACGUCAUCAGAUUCUUGUCGGAGACUCACUCGGAGAUCAUUAUCCUAGAGAUAAGGACGGAGUACGGACACAAAGACCCUCCAGAGUUUGAAAUUUACUUGACUAACAAGCUAGGUCAGUUCUUGAUACAACAAGACGAUAAUUUGUUCAACAAGUCACUAUCCGAGAUCUUGCCGAAAAGGGUUAUUUGCAUCUGGAAACCUAGAGAGUCCCCGAGGCCGAGCCGCGGUGGUCUUCUCUGGAACUCUGACUAUCUAAAAGAUAACUGGAUCGAUACGGAUCUUCCAUGGACGAAGUUUCAAAGCAAUAUGAACCAUUUGAAAGACCAACCAUCGAUAUCUUCUAGAAGAUUCUUUUACCGGGUUGAGAAUACACUUACGCCACAAGCAGAUAACGUGGUUAUGUGGGUCAGACCCGUGACUGAUCGUAUCCGAAGGUACGCAAGGCUCUUCGUCUCUAGGUGUAUAGCCGAGGGAUGUAUAGAUAAGUUGCAGAUUUUUUCGACGGAUUUUAUCGAUGAGGAUUUAGUUAAUAAUUUUACUAAAUAUUAUCAAAAUAUAUUGAAAUUUUAAGAAAAAUAGAAAUAAUUUUAUUGUGAAUAUAAGACCAACAAUAUAACAUUUAGUUUGAAUU